UAAUUUCGGAUACUACUUCAUCAGAUAUUUCUAGCUCUUUCUUUCACUUCGUUAUCAUGAAGCAAUGCUUUGAUAUCGAUAUUGUAGAAUACGACUUUCAAAUAUUCCUAAAGAUUCGAGUAUUUCUUGAAGAAAAAAUAACAGAAGAGAAACACCUACCGUUAAUUCAAUUGAUGUCAUUGGUAUUUCAAGAAGAACAAUCAAAAAACUCAACUCAUAAACGUGGAUUAAAUAACACAUCACAAGAAGAAAGAUUUCCAACU
This is a messenger RNA of Funneliformis mosseae, 263 nucleotides long. The record is from the annotation of a GenBank genome assembly. Lineage: Eukaryota; Fungi; Glomeromycota; Glomeromycetes; Glomerales; Glomeraceae.